AUGGCAGCUUUAUCUCUGGCGACCCCUUAUUCUCCUUGCCCUUAUAAAAGGGUAGGUGCAAUUCAGUUUGGUGUAUUAAGCGCAGAGCAGAUUCAGAGGAUGUCUGUUUGUGAAAUAACGAGUACAGAGUUAUAUGAACAAGGUCUUCCUAAGGCGAAUGGUUUGAAUGACCUUCGUCUAGGGACAUUAGAUUAUCGUUUAAAAUGCCAAACAUGUUUAAUGGAUGUUAAGAAUUGCCCAGGGCACUUCGGGCAUCUUAACUUAGUUAAACCUGUAUAUCAUUAUGGUUUUAUAGGAGCUGUCUUGCGUGUUCUUCGCUGCGUUUGCUGCUCUUGCGGUCGUCUUCUUAUCUCUCGCCAAGAUCCAAGGUUAUUAGCUGCAGCAGCAGUGAAAACCCCAGCAAAGCGUUUGAAGAGAUUAGUAGAUCUAUGUGCAGGGCGGAGACGUUGUGAUAUUGAACAAGAUACAGCAGAAGAAGGACAAGGUAUAGGAGGAGGUUGUGGUUGUAUACAGCCGAGAUAUUUUAAAGAAGGGCCUAACUUAAUGGUUGCAUUUCCUGAACAAAAGGGUAAUAUUAUAGAGACUGAUGAAGAAGCUCCUGAAGAUCUAAGGAGGGUAUUAGUACCUGAAGAAGCCCUGCAAAUUAUACGUAGAGUAUCUGAAGAAGAUAUUCGAUUGCUAGGGUUUGAUCCUGUGCGAGCUCAUCCCGCCUCUUUCAUUCUUAGCACUCUUCCUAUACCCCCUCCUGCAGUACGCCCGAGUGUUCAAAAUGGAAAUACUCGCAGUGAAGACGAUCUGACGUUGAAGUUGAUGGAUAUUGUUAAGACAAAUGCUUCAUUAAAGAGGCAAGGCGACUCUGUGCCCUCUGCAGUGCUGCAAGAGAUGAACCUUUUGCUGCAGUAUCACGUCACCACCUUCUUCGAUAACGAUAUUCCGGGGGUUCCAGUCGCCACCACCAGAUCUAAGAAGCCUAUCAAGGCGCUGCGGUCGCGACUGAAAGGCAAAGAGGGGCGCUUGCGAGGUAAUUUAAUGGGCAAGCGAGUCGACUUCUCAGCGCGAACGGUCAUCACAGGCGAUCCUAAUCUUCCCAUUGAUGUGGUGGGGGUGCCGAAGAGUAUAGCAAUGACUUUAACAUAUCCUGAGUUUGUCACGCAUUUAAAUAUCAACAAGUUAAAGGAAUUAGUUAAAAAGGGGCCCUUAGAAUGGCCGGGAGCCAAAUAUGUUAUUCGAGAAGACGGAACGAGAUUCGACCUGAGACAUGCAAAGAAAGGGGGAGAGGUUGCGCUGGAGGUUGGUUAUAGGGUGGAGAGGCAUAUGCAAGAUGGAGAUUAUGUAUUGUUUAAUCGGCAGCCUUCUCUUCACAAGAUGUCUAUAAUGGGUCACCGAGUGCGCGUCUUACCUUAUUCAACUUUUCGUCUUAAUUUAUCUGUUACUUCUCCAUACAAUGCAGAUUUCGAUGGUGAUGAGAUGAACUUACACCUGGCUCAGAGCGAGGAAACACGUGCAGAAAUUAAACAUCUUAUGCUUGUCCCCAAGCAAAUUGUUUCUCCUCAAGGAAAUAAGCCUGUUAUGGGGAUUGUACAGGAUUCGCUGCUAGCUGUCAGCAAAUUUACGAGAAGAGAUACGUUCUUAACACGCCCAAUGGUGUUUGAUUUGCUGUUGCAAAUUCCUUACUGGGAUGGCAUUGUUCCUCCUCCAGCUAUUCUUUGCCCUGAGCCUCUAUGGACAGGGAAACAGUUAUUUUCUUUGUUGCUUUGCUUCAACACCAGCACAGGAGGUGGGGGAGCAAACACUCGCAUGCGAAUCAACAUGAUGCGCGAUGUUGGGGGCUUGGUUGACCGAAAGAAAGAGAACUUAUUUAUUUCAGAACGAGAUGAACGUGUUAUUAUUCGACAAGGGGAGCUUCUUGCAGGGAAAAUCUGCAAAAAAACAGUCGGCUCCUCCAGUGGUUCUCUUAUUCAUCUUCUUUGGAAUGAGGCAGGGCCGGAAAGAACAAAAGAUUUCUUAGGAGCAUUACAAAAGCUUGUAAACUUCUGGUUGCUUCAUCAGGGCUUUACAGUGGGGUGUAGCGACAUUAUUACCUCGCCGGAGACUUGCAGAAAAGUAGAGGAAAUUCUGAAAGAAGCAAAAGAAGAAGUAGCGCAUUUGACAAAGCUAGCCCACCAAGGCAGAUUGGAGGCACAGCCUGGGAAGAGUUUAAGAGAAAGUUUUGAAGCAAGAGUUAAUAAAGAGCUAAAUGCAGCGAGAGAAAAGUCGGGAAAAGUUGCAUCUGAACAACUCGAUGAAUCCAACAAUAUAAUGGCUAUGGUGCUGGCCGGGUCUAAGGGGAGUACUAUCAACAUAUCGCAGAUUAUGGCGUGUGUAGGACAGCAAAAUGUUGAAGGAAAGCGAAUUCCGUUUGGUUUUAAUAAUCGUUCUUUGCCUCAUUUUAGUAAAUUUGAUUACUCUCCAGAGAGUAGAGGGUUUGUUGAGCAUAGUUAUUUAACAGGUUUACUCCCUCAAGAACUUUUCUUCCAUGCUAUGGGAGGCAGAGAAGGAAUUAUCGAUACUGCAUGCAAAACAUCAGAAACGGGGUAUAUUCAGCGGCGAUUAAUGAAAGCAAUGGAAGAUGUGAAAGUCAGCUAUGAUAGAACAGUGCGAAACAGCGCACAAGAGGUACUGCAAUUUUUAUAUGGAGAAGACGGAAUGAGUGGUGAAUAUGUUGAAGACCAAGUGAUAGAAUUGAUGCAGAUGGAUGCAGAAAAGAUUCGGCGGGUGUAUAGGCAUGAUUUAGAUCAAGAAAGUUAUGGAAAAGGUUGGAUAUUAAAUGAAGAGUUACGUACGAAGCUCUUCGUUGAUUUCUCUGCUCAACAAGUACUAGAAGAUGAAUAUGAAGCCAUUAAAGAAGAUAAACUGCGUCUAUGUAAAAGUAUAUUCCCUGAUGGAGAGGUUAAACAACAUAUUCCUAUAAACAUUAUGCGUUUGCUUGAAUUUGCUAAGGCGCAGUUUCCCCCGUCUGUAGAACAACUGAAGAAACAAGACCCUGUGGCGAUAGCAAAGAGUGUUUCGGAGUUAUUAAAUGAUAAACUUAUCGUAGUUAAACAAACUUGCAAAGCAGAUACUAUAUCCGCAGAAGUGCAGGAAAAUGCAACUGUCUUCAUGAAAGCGCAUUUAAGAACAGUGCUCAAUUCAAGAAGAUUGAUGGAGAGAGAACAACUCGGCGUUAAGGCAGUUCAUUGGUUACUAGGUGAGGUAGAGCGUCAAUUUCAUCGUUCUUUAGCGCAUGCAGGAGAAUGUGUAGGAGCAAUAGCAGCUCAGUCUAUAGGAGAGCCGGCUACUCAAAUGACUCUAAAUACCUUUCAUUUUGCUGGUGUUGGUUCUAAAAACGUUACUCUUGGAGUUCCCCGUCUAAAAGAACUCAUCAAUGUUGCGAAAACUGUUAAAACGCCGAGUCUUACGGUGUAUCUGCUCGAUGAAGGAGCUUACGAUCAAGAAAGAGCAAAAGAUGUACAGACGCACUUAGAACACACAACGCUGGAGAAGGUCUGCACUGUUGCGCAAGUUAUAUAUGAUCCAGAUCCUACGAAGACAAUAGUUCCUCAAGAUAAACAAUGGGUUGGAGAUUAUUAUGAAUUCCCUGAUGAAGAAGAAUUACCUCAAAGUUUAGGACGGUGGCUGCUGCGUGUACAGCUGGACUCAAAAGUAAUGAUAGACAAGAAGCUAACAAUGAAAGAGAUAGGGGAAACAAUAUACAGGGAGUUCGAGAAUGAUGAAUUAGACUGUAUAUGGACAGAUGAUAACUCCGAUGAACUUGUACUAAGAAUAAGAAUAAAAAAACAUGGAGCGGAACAAGACUCAGUGGAUGAUCAGGCAUCUGAAAUAGAAAAUCGCUUCUUACAAAAACUCAUGCUUCAUUGUCUUGUAGGAAUUACACUUCGAGGAGUCAACCGAAUUACGAAAGUCUAUAUGAGAGAAGAAGCUAGAACGCUUUACAACGAGACAACUGGAAAGUUUGAACGGGUGAACAACUGGGUGUUAGAUACUGACGGAUGCAAUCUAGAAGAAGUAUUAACGUGUCCUCGUGUAGAUGCAACAAGAACAACAAGCAAUGAUAUAACAGAAAUAUUUGCUGUACUUGGAAUUGAAGCUGUUCGGCGUGCAUUAUUAAGAGAACUUCGUGCAGUUAUAUCUUUCGAUGGUAGCUACGUAAACUACCGUCAUUUAGCGGUUUUGUGCGACUCUAUGACUCAGAAAGGAUAUUUAAUGAGUAUUACUCGCCAUGGUAUAAAUAGAGUAGAGAAGGGGCCUUUAAAGAAAUGUUCUUUCGAGGAAACUGUUGAAAUUCUCAUGGAAGCUGCUAUCUUUGCAGAAACAGAUCAUUUAAGAGGUGUUACAGAAAAUAUUAUGCUUGGUCAGCUAUGCCCUCUAGGUACAGGAGAUCCUGAUUUAUUAAUAGAUGAAGAGAAGCUUCGAGAUGCGCACAGAGCUUCUCAACUGCAACAAGAAAGCAGCAGCAGUGCUGCUCUUGAAGGCGUCCUGUUAUCUCCUGGGGGCGGUGAAGGUACUUCUCCAGAUGCUGCUGGCUCUCCUUCUCCUCAUGCGCUUUCUUCUGUCUUCUCUCCUAUGCCUUUCUCAACAGUUUAUUCUUCUUUUGCUCAAUCACCCUCCAACCCUCUUUCUCCUACUUCACCAUCAGCUGUUGAUGGAGCUGUUGUAGAUACACAGGCUUUAGGAGGGAAGUUUUCUCCUCCACAACAAACACCGAGAUCUCCUACUUCUCCUGUAUCUCCUCUUUCUUGCUUCUCUCCUCGUGAGCAGCAAAACCCUAUGUCUCCCAUUGCUGGGGGUUGCUUCUCGCCUGCUUCUCCGCUGAUUACGAGCUGCCUAGACACCGUAUCUCCUUCUUAUUCGCCUUCUUCUCCUCUUCAAAGCCCUUAUUAUCAACCCAACACAAGAGACACAGGAGCAGGAGGCUUAGGGAAUAUUGCUUCUCCUUCUUACAGCGCAUCUUACUCCCCUACAUCACCUACGUUUUCUCCUGCAUAUUCUCCUUCUUCUCCUGCUUCUUAUUCGCCUACAUCACCUGCUUACUCAGCUGCUGGUUUAAACCCUUCUUCUCCAGCAGUUGCGCCUAUAGCUCCUUUUUCUCCGAAUGCAAAUGCUGCUACAUCUCCUUCUUAUUCUCCGACAUCUCCUGUUUACUCUGCUACAUCUCCUUCAUAUUCGCCUACCUCUCCUCUUCAAGAGCCAACAUCUCCUGCUUAUUCCCCUACAUCUCCUGCUUACUCUCCUACUUCCCCUGCUUACUCGCCUACUUCUCCUGCUUAUUCUCCUACUUCUCCUGCUUAUUCUCCUACUUCUCCGGUGUACUCACCACAAGCUGGAGGCUAUGCAAACGUUGCUUCACCAGCUUACUCUGUGCAAUCGCCGCGAUACUCCCCCACCUCUCCGCUUCAGGGGGCCUCCUCUCCUACAUAUGGAGAAGGGGCGCAGGAGUAUUCUCCUACUUCUCCAGCCUAUGAACCCGCAGAUCCUUUCUCACCGAAUCCGUAUGCUACUGAGCUCACCCAAGACAUUGAAGGAGAAGACAGCGAGGCUGCAGUUGAGGCCUCUCCUCCCUCUUCUCCGCAAACCCAACAGGAAAACCCCGAAACGUAG
Eimeria acervulina is the source of this 5637-nucleotide messenger RNA. Its product is annotated as DNA-directed RNA polymerase II largest subunit, putative. The record is from RefSeq and is a predicted model, not a curated record. The transcript has 12 exons. The coding region runs from base 1 to 5637 and encodes 1878 amino acids. Lineage: Eukaryota; Apicomplexa; Conoidasida; Eucoccidiorida; Eimeriidae. Gene Ontology annotation, biological process: transcription by RNA polymerase II. Gene Ontology annotation, molecular function: DNA binding. Gene Ontology annotation, cellular component: RNA polymerase II, core complex.